UCAACAGAGUUUCAGAAAAUAUGUUUGUAGGGAGAAAGUUUUUUUCAAUAGUAUGAAUAUGCAUUUUGAACAUGCAAAGGAAAAUAAUAAGGGUUUUAGAUCAAACCUACAUUGCAGUUUUUCUCCAGUAAGCAUUUUUAUUUCUUUGAUUGAAACAUACUUUUCUACAGAAGUUAACGUUGAUACAAUUAUUAAUGAUUGACUCACAUUGUCGAUUUAAUCGGAGAGUGUAUACAAGCUUGUGGUGUUGCCAUUAUUAAUAUAUUAGACAGAUAAUAUCAUGGAUAAUUGUUGUUGCGACAUUUGAAAAAAGGAGAAACAAUAUGUAAAUGGGAUGAUAUUUUCUUUUAUGAUUCGCGAAUGAGUUCCCAAGUGUAAACAUGUAACGACUAUAUAAAUCCUUUAAUGUGUUUUUUUGUGUGUGUAUGUGUUCAUUUGCGCGACUUUUUAACCCAAUACUUUUAUUCAAGAACAGAUAUUUCAGUAUCAUUAUCAUUCGGUGUGCGGAAAAUGCGGGUCAUAGAUAUCUAAAACAGAACGGACGUUGUACAGGAUUUUAGAAAGUUCUUUGUUUUUUGGGGUUUUUUUUGGUCAAAUUUAUAGCUGAAUUCAGAAAAAAUACUUAAAAACUACAUAAAAUGUUGGUUUUUGACCUGAUAAAAGCUGCAUGUGUACGGCUGGUAUUGUUGGUGCACAGUUUGCUGGUGAUAUGGCUGGCAGCUAGUAUAACUCACCAGCGUUUCUACUGGAUCCUGGCACUGGCUAACAUUGGUCUUCUGACCGAAUCUUUUAUUACGCUGAUAAGAAAUAAAGGACAAGAAUGGAAAUGGUUCUGUCCAUGCUUCUUCUUUUACCUGUGCAGCACGAUUCCAGGUAUCUGGGUGCUCGAGCUGGACAGGAUGAAUGGCUAUCAGGAAAAAUCCCGAGAACAGCGUGACCAUAGCAAACCUAUUGAAACCACGACGGUUAAUACAACGCAGAUCACUAGACAAACACUAGAUACAAUUCAAGGGAUGACUAUCCCCAUUGUAUUAGAGACGGAAACCUGGGUGAUUAUCAUGGAACAACUCUUCCUGUAUUUGAUGAUCCUUUCCCGAUGGAUUUUGCCAAGAGGGGAGAUAACUCGAAAUGAGUUGUCCCAACUUCUUUUCGUCUUUAUCGGAAUAGCCUCGGACAUUACCGAGCUGUUCGCGUUGUUCGAAGAGUCUGCUGUACGCAUGAGUACAAAUCUUACCUACGUAAUAUUGUGUAUUUGGAGCAUCAGUUUACUUCAAUUUACAUUUGUUCUCACUUCCACUCACAGUCCAAAGAAAACACGAACUGCUCUUGCCACACCGACAGCUUCUGGUGUUGACGAGGAAGAUAAUGAAGAAAAACAGAACAUAAUCACAGCGUUCUUCCAGACCGAGGUUUGGAGUAUUUGUAUAAACUUCUUGCUCCAAGAUGGCCCGUUUCUGGCAGUUCGACUGUUCACGAUGAUUGAAUUCAAAGUACUCACGUACAGUAUCAUUUUCUUCACGGCCAAGAACGGUCUUCUGGUCAUGCUACUUGUCUACCGUCUAUCUGCCCUCUGCUUGGAAAGGAGGAGCAAAAUCGGUGCCACAGAAGACGAGUCGUCUUCCAUUGGCUCUAAGAAAGCUCUAGAUAAAUCUGCAGAGUUUAUAGGAGAAAUUGAUGAAACAAAGAAAGACAGAAAUGCAAUGCCAAUGACUGAAACUAGAAAGCGGAACGGAAAUAAUAGCCCUGAAAACGAGCAGUAAUUUGCUUUAUUAACAUUAUCAAAAGCCCGAGUUCUUUUUGAUGUGCUUUUUCUAAAACCACAGUGCAGUAAAUUGUUUGACAAAAUUGUCAAUACGGACAUAUUUGAAUUUACGUCUUGUAUGUAAAUGUGUAUGUAUUCGUAAAUGAUUCUUUCUGUACCGAAAUACUUGAUGAACUCUGUAAAAUUUAAAGUGCUUUCAUUUCUUACUAUUUAAAUGUAUAUGUAGAUAUCAUUUUCAUUUAAAGUUAAUAGAUAGAGCUAUCUAGAAAUUCUGCGUGUAUUUUUCGUCUAAAUUAGAAUAGCAAGCAGAAGCCCUUUAAAUUCUAAAAUUUUCAUUUUUCUGUUUAAUACGAUGUCAAUGUUGUACAAAAUUCUUAUAUUGUGCUUGUAUUUACUUCAAGUUACAUAAUUAUGUAUAUAUAUCAAUGUCUUGGUCAAAUCUUUCUUUUCUUGUCAUUCAUUAAGCGCAAUAAAUUCGUAUGUUUUCAUUUACAAAGAUUUACUUG
This is a messenger RNA of Ruditapes philippinarum (Manila clam), 2268 nucleotides long. Its product is annotated as transmembrane protein 26-like. NCBI's taxonomy places the organism in Eukaryota, Metazoa, Mollusca, Bivalvia, Venerida, Veneridae. The transcript has 3 exons. The record is from RefSeq and is a predicted model, not a curated record. The coding region runs from base 639 to 1760 and encodes 373 amino acids.